Messenger RNA from Jaminaea rosea, 938 nucleotides. RefSeq lists its product as hypothetical. The record is from RefSeq and is a predicted model, not a curated record. Lineage: Eukaryota; Fungi; Basidiomycota; Exobasidiomycetes; Microstromatales. The coding region runs from base 93 to 746 and encodes 217 amino acids. The transcript is spliced from 2 exons.
GCAGAUUGCCGCUCCCUCGUACCUCCCUCGCACCGACAAGGACGUGCAGGACAGGCUCGCCAUCAGCGUCAAAGCAGUCCUCGAGGCAGGCAAUGCUUUCGGCUUUGGCCGACUUCAUCGUCUUGAUGCUGCAGUCGCCUUCUUUCCUGCCCUGGCUAAUCAAGCAUGUCAAUCUCGACGUCUUUAAGUGCCAGAGCCUCGCGGACGUCGCAAAGCUCGCCCAGCAGCCCACGAAGCUGAAGGACUGCAGAGGCUCCGCGGCGUAUGCCAUAUUUGCUGACCUGCCUACGCAGCGUCAAGCGGGCUCGACGCAGCCAGGUGGAAGAAACGGCCUAUACAAUGGCAUCACCAUCAAUCCGCGGCGAAGGUCGAAGGAUCACCAAAAUGGGCACAAGCAGGCCCCUCGCCGCCUCGUAUACUCGGCGCUCGUCCUCGCCUCCUCUUGGGAGAUCUACGUGGCGGUCGAGUUACCAGAGGAUGAUCAAGUUUCUCUGAACUACUUCUCGGCGGCCCUUGCCUGGAUUGACCGCGCUGAGGACGUCAAAGUCCUGCGCACGCAAGCUCCCUGGCCGUCGAGGCCAUCAUGGCGGCUUAUUGGCUCUCGUACCGCGGCAACGCCGUGUACAGCAGCCGCAUUCAUCAGCACCUCGGCCGCCCUCCCCGCAUCGUUGGACUCAACAGCACAGCAUGCCUUUAUGGUAUCCGACACUGGGCUCAAAGGGAGCCAGCGAAGCGAGUCAGCGUAGCGAUGACGAAGGAAGAGAGGCGAAAUGCGAAAGAAGAGAGGCAGAGAGCCAAGGCAGCAAAGAAGGAGGAGACGAAGCGCGCCUGCAUCGAGGCCAUGGCGGAGGGCAGCGUAUCCGUGAGGGUGCAAAACCAGAGGUCUACGACAAAGAACUACGCCGCGUUCUUCUUGCCGCAGGCCGUGCUGGGAGGCA